Messenger RNA from Dracunculus medinensis (Guinea worm), 330 nucleotides. NCBI's taxonomy places the organism in Eukaryota, Metazoa, Nematoda, Chromadorea, Rhabditida, Dracunculidae. The record is from the annotation of a GenBank genome assembly.
AUGAUUCAGGAUCUCAUGGAAUCAUUGUCUUCACUUUGUUCACCUCGCCCAGAAUUGUAUGCGGCAUGGACAAUAAGGAUGAUAAAAGGAAAAGAAGCCAGCAAAAUCGACGUCAAGGAUUUAACAAAAUUCGUGUGUUGUAUCUUAUCUAUUUUGGAUGAGGCGCGCAAUUUUCGUGCAUCAAGCAGUCAUCGCCAAUUUUUACCUUCUGUGGAACGUAUAGUUAAUUAUGUGAAGAAAAUUGAUCCGGUUGAAUGCUUACUUACUUUACCAGUAGAAGUUGUGAAACAAUUGUUUGACAUAGCCCAUAACUUAAGUAGCCUCGACUAG